AUGGUCUUUAACAUUUAUACUGAUGCAUCCCUCAGAUACGGACAUGCAACGAUUGCCAUCUUUUGCGAUAGUUAUGAGUACUUUACUUUAACCGAACAAGUUUUGAUGUCAACUUAUCAAGGAUCUACAAUGAAACUAGAGCUUUCCGCAAUAGAAAAAGCUUUAACACUUAUUUCGGGAAUGCCUAGAAAAAAAUCAAAAUUUCAAACUUUUAACAUAUAUUCAGAUAAUGGAAUUGCUGUUAUUAAUGCUCAGGAUUCUUCACAAAAAAAAUUUAUUGAAACACAAUUACAAGCGACAGUUAAUGUAAAGUAUGUGAAGGGACAUUCUGGAGUACAUGGAAAUACGGUUGCUCAUCGCAUGGCUUACAAGGCUCAUUUUUCAAGAGUGAUAGUUCGAAAUUGA
Magnusiomyces paraingens is the source of this 405-nucleotide messenger RNA. RefSeq lists its product as uncharacterized. Gene Ontology annotation, molecular function: nucleic acid binding; RNA-DNA hybrid ribonuclease activity. Bases 1 to 405 code for a protein of 134 amino acids. NCBI's taxonomy places the organism in Eukaryota, Fungi, Ascomycota, Dipodascomycetes, Dipodascales, Dipodascaceae. The record is from RefSeq and is a predicted model, not a curated record. The transcript has a single exon.